CGUUAUGAACCUCCUUCUUUCGGUGUAUUGAAUUUAUGAAAUUGAUUUUCGAAUGCUACCUCUUGGAUUGUUUUUGCAAGGCUGAGGUGCCACAAGCAGUGAACAAUGCUGGGAAUUUCGUAUGGAGAGCUGUUUCUGUUGAUUGGAGCUACUGCUGCUUUGAUCGGCCCAAAGGAUUUGCCAAGGAUUGCUAGAACGGCAGGGAGGCUAGCUGGCCGAGCUGUUGGAUACGUGCAGUUGGCUCGUGGCCAGUUCGACUCUGUUAUGGAGCAAACUCAAGCUCGCCAGGUUCAUAAGGAAUUGCAGGAUACAAUGGCCCAGCUAGAUGCCAUACGGCAUGAAAUUCGAAGCAUAUCAAUCAUAAAUCCUGGUCCUUUGACCCGGAGGCUUGUGGAUAAUAUUGACCUCAAAUCUACCUCAGAUGGCAAUAGUAAACCAGAAAGCACUAGUUGGGAGAAUAACUCAGCAUCCACUGUUUCCAAGGAUUCUGCUUCACUGCCUUCAGAUCCAUGCAAUAUGCAUCGUCAAACUACUAUUGGUCUUGCCAAUAGGAAACCAGAAAACAUUAGCGGAAAGAAUGACUCAGUGCUCUCUGUUAUCAAGGAUUCUGCACUACCAUCCUCAGAUUCAUGCAAUAUGCAUUGUCAAGCAACUACCUAUGCCAGAUUGGCUGAGUCUCCUGCCAUAAAGAAUAACCUGUCAACUAGUAAUACUGAAGUGAGGAUUGACAACGAACAGCCCCUUGCUGUCAUUCCAAUAUCUGCCGAAGAUGCUGGACUGUCACCGAAUCGCGGGGGUGAUGAU
Molecule: messenger RNA, 804 nt
Organism: Neltuma alba
Lineage: Eukaryota; Viridiplantae; Streptophyta; Magnoliopsida; Fabales; Fabaceae
Product: sec-independent protein translocase protein TatB
Exons: 7
Source: RefSeq, a predicted model, not a curated record